AUGACUAUUAGAACUGUCCGUCCUGACCGCUGUCAGCAUUUUCGGCCUCGCAUGCACUGCCUCAAAAAGCUGGAGGCAAUCAUGGUGGAGAUGCAGGACCCGAAAGGUGGAGUUAAGGGCACAGAACAGAAGCUAAAUGUCACUUCAAUCCCACACGUCAUUGCUGGUAAAGACAUAAUUACAUGGAUUGCAAACAAGAUGAAGACAACUCAGGAAGAGGCUCAGGUCUUUGGCACUAUGUUAGUGGCGUUUUGUUACAUCUACCCUUUGCAGAACCAUAAGAAGCUAGUGAUGUGUAAUGACGACAGUCUUUACCGCUUCCAGACACCAUACUUUUGGCCAACACAGAAAUGGGUGGCAGAGGACUCUGAUUAUGCCAUUUACCUGGCAAAGAGAAACAUCCGCAAGAAAGGCAUGCUUGAACCUUAUGAACAGGUACAUUACAACCAUCUCCAUGACUGGCUGAACCACAAAUGGGAUUUCAUUGUGAUGCAGGCUACUGAACAAUACAAGGCAGGUAAAGACAGGAAGAAGCCAGACCGAGUGGUGUUUGACUGCCAGGAGAGGGCUUACUGGAUUGCGAACCGACCACCGCGUCACACUCACAGUGCUUUGGACUCUGCUCCAGAACGCCUUAUUGAUCCUAACGCAGAUGAGAAAAUCCCCUUUGACCAGUACAGACGCAUGAAUGUGUUCUAUCAACAAGCCAUCAUGAGGUCAAAGGUCAAAUCCAGUGUGUCCCUUGGAGCUUUGGUCAAGUACAUGACAACUUACAAAAACCAUGAUCCAUUCUUGGCUCCGUGCCUACCCAGCAACCCGUGGCUUACAGACAACGACAUGUACUGGAGUCUGAAUAUGAGAAGAGUGGAAGUUCCCACUAAGAUGCGAGUGGAGCGCUGGUCCUUCAGUUUGUUUGAGCUGCUGACAGACCUCCGGGGUCGGGAUGACUUCAAGAUCUUCCUCAAAAAGGAGUUCAGCGGAGAGAACUUGGCUUUCUGGGAAGCAGCAGAGGAGCUGAAGUGGGGCACUGCCUCAUCUAUGACUUCCAAAGCUGAGACCAUUUUCAAAACCUUCCUGGCCCCCGGCGCCCCCCGCUGGAUUAACAUCGACGGCCGGACGAUGGGUCUGACGGUGAAAGGCUUAGACCACCCUCACCGCUACGUCCUGGAGGCUGCUCAGACACACGUCUUCAUGCUCAUGAAAAAGGACACAUUCUUCCGUUAUCUCAAGUCUCCAACGUACAAAGACAUUCAGAAAAAGGCCCUGAACCCUGAACCUCAUAACUUUAGGUGA
Menidia menidia (Atlantic silverside) is the source of this 1293-nucleotide messenger RNA. NCBI's taxonomy places the organism in Eukaryota, Metazoa, Chordata, Actinopteri, Atheriniformes, Atherinopsidae. The record is from the annotation of a GenBank genome assembly.